ACGUCCCUGCGUCCCUUGGGGGUCUGGGAACAUGGCCAGAAGGGCUCUAAUGCUUGCUUCAUGGACCAGCGCGGCUCUGGCUGCCUCAGGCUUCUACCUCUACAGUAACAAGUACUUGGAUCCCAGUGACUUCGGCGCUGUCAGGGUGGGCAGAGCCGUUGCCACGACAGCUGUCAUCAGUUAUGACUAUCUCACGUCCCUGAGGAGUGUCCCCUAUGGUUCAGAGGAGUACUUGCAGCUUCGAUCCAAGGUGCACCUCCGUUCUGCCAGGCGUCUCUGUGAGCUGUGCUGUGCCAACCGGGGCACUUUCAUCAAGGUGGGCCAGCACCUGGGGGCCCUGGACUACCUGCUGCCGGAGGAGUACACCAGCACGCUGAAGGUGCUCCACAGCCAGGCCCCGCAGAGCAGCAUACAAGAGGUCCGCCAGGUCAUCCGUGAGGACCUGGGCCAGGAGAUUCAGGAUUUGUUUGUGAGCUUUGAUGACACCCCUCUGGGGGCCGCCUCCCUGGCCCAGGUCCACAAGGCGGUGCUGCGUGAUGGGCGGACGGUGGCCGUGAAGGUCCAGCAUCCAAAGGUUCAGGCUCAGAGUUCGAAGGACAUUCUUCUGAUGGAGGUGCUUGUCCUGGCUGUGAAGCAGCUGUUUCCAGAGUUUGAGUUCAUGUGGCUGGUGGAUGAAGCCAAGAAGAACCUGCCUUUGGAGCUGGAUUUCCUCAAUGAAGGGAGGAAUGCUGAGAAAGUGGCCCAAAUGCUCAAACACUUUGACUUCUUAAAGGUCCCCCGCAUCUACUGGGAGCUGUCCACCAAACGGGUCCUUCUGAUGGAGUUUGUGGACGGCGGCCAGGUCAAUGACAGAGACUACAUGGAGAGGAACAAGAUUGACGUCAACGAGAUCUCAUGCCACCUGGGCAAGAUGUACAGCGAGAUGAUCUUUGUCAAUGGCUUCGUGCACUGUGACCCGCACCCCGGCAACGUGCUGGUACGGAAGCGCCCAGACACAGGGAAGGCGGAGAUCGUCCUGCUGGACCACGGGCUCUACCAGGUGCUCACAGACGAGUUCCGCCUGGAUUACUGCCACCUCUGGCAGUCGCUGAUCUGGACUGACAUGGAGAAGGUGAAGAAGUACAGCCAGCGCCUGGGAGCCGGGGAGCUCUACCCCUUGUUUGCCUGCAUGCUGACCGCCCGGUCUUGGGACUCAGUCAACAAGGGCAUUGGCCAAGCUUCGGUCACUGCCACAGAGGACGCAGAGAUCCGCAACAAUGCAGCCAGCUACCUCCCCCAGAUCAGCCAGCUCCUCAACCAUGUGCCUCGCCAGAUGCUGCUCAUCUUCAAGACCAACGACCUGCUCCGUGGCAUUGAGGUCGCCCUGGGCACCCGUGCCAGGGCCAGCUCCUUCCUCAGCAUGUCACGUUGCUGCAUCAGAGCGCUGGCUGCGCACAAGAAGAAGAACACCUGCUCGUUCUUCAGAAGGACCCAGAUCUCUUUCAGAGAGGCCUUCAGCUUAUGGCAAAUCAACCUUCAUGAACUCAUUCUGUGUGUGAAGGAGUUGAGGUUGGCCACCUGGGUCUUGGCCCUGCUUCGCCGGCUGUUGCCCACUUCAUACUGAGCGGACUUGCUGUCCCCUUUCCCUUUCCAGGGUGACUCUGUGGUGGGCAAGUGGACUUUCCACUCCUCACUCUUUUGUCAUGUCCCCAGCCAGGUACCCUGUUUCUGUCACAUGGUAACCUGGAGCCCCACAGUCAUUGUCCAUGGCACCAUUACACUCCGCCUCCAGAAUCCCUCUCCUACACUGUAGGCCUUGUCUCAUAGGCUAUGCAAGCUGUCCUAUGCAAGAGGUUGCUCUCCUUAUCCAGGGAGACGGCAUAAAC
Neomonachus schauinslandi (Hawaiian monk seal) is the source of this 1865-nucleotide messenger RNA. RefSeq names its product aarF domain containing kinase 1 (gene ADCK1). The record is from RefSeq and is a predicted model, not a curated record. Lineage: Eukaryota; Metazoa; Chordata; Mammalia; Carnivora; Phocidae. Gene Ontology annotation, cellular component: mitochondrial inner membrane. The transcript is spliced from 11 exons. Gene Ontology annotation, biological process: lipid homeostasis; mitochondrion organization. Bases 32 to 1603 code for a protein of 523 amino acids.